AUGACUAUUUCAACAGUUAUUUUGAGUGGGGGGACGGCUACAAAUGAUUUGGUUCCGUUAUUCAGUCGGAGCGACUUCAAGGUCAGCUAUGUUUUACCUAUCCUGGAUACUGGCGGGUCAUCUUCGGAAAUCAUAAGAGUCAUUGGUGGUCCUGCGAUUGGAGACAUCAGAUCUAGGCUUAUACAGCUUAUUCCUCACCAUCAGCGCAGACUUCGAGAUGUCUUGAGCCUACGGUUGAAUGCUAAUGCAAGCGUUGCUAAAGCACAGUGGGAGCAAAUUGUUGACGGAUCUCACGAGCUGUGGCAUGGUAUCCCGAACUCCACGAAGGAAAUUGUGCGAUCAUUCCUCCUCCACAUACACGUUGAGCUUCUCAAACGUUCGAGAAUAUAUGCUGGAUCAUCUCCCGGAAAACAGUUCAAGUUUGAGUUUGCAAACAUAGGCAAUUUGCUCUUGACGGCAAUUCGCUUGUUUACUGGCUCAUUGGAUUCGGCAAUCGAGUUAUUUAUGAAAAUAACUGACAUUGAUUCUAGUUCCGAAGUGCUUCCUUGCGUGAAUACCAAUUUCAGUUACCACAUAAGUGCAUUUCUCUCCGAUGGCUCAACGAUUACUGGUCAGUCGCAAAUAUCACAUCCUUCAAUGAAAUCAAUAUACUCAAAUUCGAAGUCUAGUAUUGAAUCAUCAAGCGAACCAGAUACAUUUGGACCGGAUCAACAAAUUGAUGGACUAGACGAAUUUCAUGACUUUGAUGAUGCGAAUAUUCCUUCGGAUGAGGAAAUAGGAAACACGCCUCUGUACACGCAUCCUGACCUCAAAAAGUCCCAAUUACACUUUCGCAAGACAAGCGAGAUAGAACCACUUCUGUCUCCUAUUAAGAGAAUCUUUUAUGUCUCACCAUAUGGAGAGGAAAUAUGCCCCACCGCCCAGUCAAGGGUGCUCUCAAAACUUUUGCAUGCUGAGAUAAUCGUGUAUUCCAUUGGUUCGCUUAUGACAAGCAUCACUCCUAUUGUUAUAUUAAAGGGUGUGGGACGAGCUAUUGCCGAGAACCCCACAAAAUUCAAAAAGCGAAUCCUUUUAUUGAAUGGAAACGAAGACCGCGAAACUGCUGGCUUGGGUGCACUUGAUUAUAUUAGAGUUAUUGUUGAGCUGGCCCAGUAUCUGAUUAAAAAAUCCGGACAUGGUCAGGUUUUAGAUUGGACACUGUUUGUGACGCACUUAUUUUACAUGGAAAAUUCUAAGAUUCCUGUCGAUAUUGAAGCCCUUGAAAACAUAGGUAUUACUUGCGUUGCCAUAAAGCAAGCAACUGACGGAAUUGACAAAUAUGAUUUGGAAGACUUGAGUUUGAAUUUCUUGAAGCUCUCGGGUACCGGAGCACCAAGUUAG
Metschnikowia bicuspidata var. bicuspidata NRRL YB-4993 is the source of this 1380-nucleotide messenger RNA. RefSeq lists its product as uncharacterized. Lineage: Eukaryota; Fungi; Ascomycota; Pichiomycetes; Serinales; Metschnikowiaceae. Gene Ontology annotation, molecular function: LPPG:FO 2-phospho-L-lactate transferase activity. The transcript has a single exon. The coding region runs from base 1 to 1380 and encodes 459 amino acids. The record is from RefSeq and is a predicted model, not a curated record.